AUGACAUCAUUUAUUCAUGCAUGCAUUUUUAUCUUAUGUGUUAACUUCUGUCUUGGUCUUCAGUGUACGUAUCCAGUUCAUAUACAACUGUCAGCAUACGAACUUACCUUGCCGAAUAUCGAAGCAAGAUUAAAUAACUUGAGACGUACUGGUGGAGCGAUUUGCGAAGUACACAUGGAAUUCGAUUGUACUACUCGAAUUUUAUCGAUUGAAUUCAAGCAAUCCACGGAAGCUGUACACCUUCGUUCGAUUGAAAAUGUGUACAUACAUACUAUGAAAUCCUUCAUAUCAGACAAAUCAACAAAUCAAACAACAACAAAAACAAUCAUAGAUCUACUGUGCUACAGCAAUGAUCGAUGUGAUCAGAAGUUUAUCCUUGAAUAUUUUAGUCAAAUAAUCCGGAUACAUCAUUCCUAUUGGACAUCCAUUAUUCGACCAUUGCUAACUACGGGAAAUAGUAAAAAAGAUGAAUGUAUGAUCGGUAUUGAAAAUCAGACGAAACUUUGCCCUAACAAAGCAUGCUCAUGGUACUAUUCAACUGAUACGAAAUUUAAUGAAGGUAAAUGUGAGAAUAUCGACGAUCGGAUGCUGCCUAUGCUUAAAUUCAAUAUUAUCGUAAAGUUAUAUGAAAGACAAGCAAAUUCGAAUGAUAAUAUGAAACCGGCAGCAAUUCGAGCUAUUUUCGAUCACUCUUCAUCUAUACAGUUCUCGUGUAAAUUCAGUAACUGCAACAGUCAGUAUAACGGCAAACUAAUUCAACAAGUUCUACAACAGCACGAUGAUUUUUGGAAAAUGUACAAAGUUUGUAGUGGCUAA
Messenger RNA from Adineta ricciae, 816 nucleotides. The record is from the annotation of a GenBank genome assembly. Lineage: Eukaryota; Metazoa; Rotifera; Eurotatoria; Adinetida; Adinetidae.